This is a messenger RNA of Panicum hallii, 2305 nucleotides long. RefSeq names its product probable glucuronosyltransferase Os05g0559600. NCBI's taxonomy places the organism in Eukaryota, Viridiplantae, Streptophyta, Magnoliopsida, Poales, Poaceae. Gene Ontology annotation, cellular component: Golgi membrane. Gene Ontology annotation, biological process: glucuronoxylan biosynthetic process; plant-type secondary cell wall biogenesis. The record is from RefSeq and is a predicted model, not a curated record. The transcript is spliced from 4 exons. Gene Ontology annotation, molecular function: xylosyltransferase activity; galactosylgalactosylxylosylprotein 3-beta-glucuronosyltransferase activity. The coding region runs from base 496 to 1851 and encodes 451 amino acids.
CGCCUCCCUCCUCUCCAGCCAUCCAGCCGUCGCCUCACCAACUCCCCUUGUCUCGGUUAGCGUGGAGAGAGAAAGGGAGGGGGGAGAGAGAGAAGUCAAGCCACCACAAGCCGGAGCCGAGAACAGCUCAACAGCAGGGAGGCCGAGGAAAAGGGGAGGCGUGGGAGGGCCGCCCUCGAGGGAGCCAGAGCCAGCCACCCCCAACGCUGCUGCCGUACGCGGAGCGAAAGCCUGCAUCUGGAUCAGGCGUCCCCUUCGCGCCGCUCCCCGCUCUCUCCGUCGCCACCCGGGCCGCCGCCGAGCGGAGAUCCGCCCCGGGCCUGGGCGCAGGCUUGUCUCUGCCUUCCCUGGUACAAUUCGUUGAUUACCUCCUAAAUUCUCCAUCCCCGUUUUCACAUGAGUAGAAGGGACAGAAAGUGCAGCAGUUGUGACUAAAGGCUCGUGCUUUUGAGUAAUUCAGGAGGGAUACAUGCGUAACAAAACCCUGAUUCUGGAAUGGUGUCCAGUCGAAGGAACAGCGGGAUUAUUGUACGGGAAGGGUCGGUUAGGGACUGGUCUGAGUUCAAUGAUCCUUCACCGUCUCCAAAACUGCUGUAUUCACAGUCCUAUGUUGCAAUGAGGGGGUUGCUGGCCUCAGUGGUAUCCUUGGAUUUUUUCCUGUUAUCAAGCAAGCUAAAAUCUGCAUGGGCUGGUAUGACGUCCCAGAGGCAUAUUCGAUCUCAGGAGAGAUCGAAAUCAAGGGGAUUGAACUGCAAGAGAGUUGUGUUUCAUCUGUUAUUGUGUUUCAUGGUUGGCAUUUUCAUUGGAUUCAUGCCAUUCUUCUCGGUUGAUGUUUAUAAGAAAAUUGUCUCUGAAAAUGAGAGGCUUCCGUUCCAUGAGAGUGUGGUUGAGACGGAGAUGAUGGACACUAAAGUUAAGGAGUUGGAGACAGUUGUAGUAGAGAAAGAGGUUGAACUGAUUGAUGAACCAGAAGUUGGAGAGAGCCCUCCAGUUCCUGCAAUGUUGGAUGAUGAGGCAGAUUUUGCUGAAUCAACACGUGUAUUACCUGCUAUUGAAGAAUCCGAUAUCACUGUGAAGAAGCUGCUGAUAAUUGUGACAAUUACUUCUGUUCGGCCACAACAGGCAUACUACUUGAAUCGGCUAUCCCAUGUUUUGAAAGCUGUACAAGCACCUCUUCUGUGGUUAGUGGUGGAAUGGCCUGAACAGUCCUAUGAAACAGCAGAAAUUUUGAGGUCUUCUGGGGUUAUGUACAGGCAUCUUAUAUGUAGAAAGAAUACUACAAGUGUGCGAAAGAUUGCUGUCUGUCAAAGGAAUAAUGCAAUCUAUCAUGUCAAAAAGCAUCACCUGGACGGUAUAAUGCAUUUUGCCGAUGAAGAGCGGUCAUACUCUGCUGAAGUAUUUGAAGAAAUGCAGAAAAUCAGACGCUUUGGCUCAUGGCCUGUAGCAAUCCAUGUCGGAACUAAGUAUAGGGCAGUUUUGGAAGGCCCUAUUUGUAAAGGUAGCCGAGUCACUGGAUGGCACACGGUCCAGACAGUUCAGAAGAAGAGUAUGACUCGUCGAUUCCCGAUAGGUUUCUCUGCGUUUGCUUUCAACAGCACAAUGUUAUGGGACCCUCAGAGAUGGAACCGCCCAGCUAUGGAUUCUGUUAUAGUCCACUCAGGUGGAAGAGGUGGUUUGCAGGAAUCGAGGUUUAUAGAAAAGCUUGUUAAAAAUGAGCGCCAAGUAGAGGGCCUUCCAGACAACUGCAACAGGGUUAUGGUCUGGAACUUUAACCUGGAACCUCCUCAACUAAACUAUCCCACAGGCUGGGCACUGUAUAAGAACCUAGAAGCCGACAUGCCUGUAAUAUAGUUUCUUGCUGCUGCACUUUCUCAGCGAGCCAGAAGCACCAAGGACGUUUCCAGUGUCACAAUGGUUCUAAAUCUCGACUCCCUGUUGUUACCAGAUGUCAGAACUCCAGUAAGGAUGCUGGAUGAAGCCACCUGAGCAGGUUGCUCCAAAGAUUACAUGGAUAUUAUGUGCUGAGAUCUGCCUUCAGUAAUUUAGAUCUGUUGCAGGGCCAAUGAAAUCAGGAUUUUUUUUUCCCUCCUCUUUCUUUUGUGUAUUCCUUUUAUGCUCUUUAUUAUUUUUUUCUCUCCUUUUAUAUUGACCAGCUAGAUACAGCAUGUAGAGUAUUUUUUUUAGGUUCUUCUGUUUUUGCAUGUGUUACCUUCUUACAGAUGUAAAAGCUCGCAUACAUUGCAACUGUUUAAGAGCAAAGGCAAAUACCGUCUUGAUACAUGAAGAGAUUCAAAAAAAUCAUUUA